Molecule: messenger RNA, 1186 nt
Organism: Micropterus dolomieu (smallmouth bass)
Lineage: Eukaryota; Metazoa; Chordata; Actinopteri; Centrarchiformes; Centrarchidae
Product: microfibril-associated glycoprotein 4-like
Exons: 6
Coding region: 60-779 (239 amino acids)
Biological process (GO): elastic fiber assembly
Source: RefSeq, a predicted model, not a curated record
AGCGUUCAGACACACAGACAUCUGGAUUUUCAUCAACACACUUCAGCAGAAAUCUGACAAUGAAGCUGGUAUCAGUCGUCUUCCUCCUCCUGGCUCCUCUGUUGAGCAGCUGCAAGCCCCUCGUCCUCCCACUGGACUGCAGUGACAUCUAUAACCAUGAUCGCAGUCGACCCAGUGGAGUGUACACCAUCUAUCCCAUCGGAGCCACUUCUGCUGUCCAGGUGUACUGUGACAUGGAGUCACUAGGAGGACGGUGGACGGUGUUCCAGAGGAGGAUGGACGGCACCGUGAACUUCUACAGGGGCUGGGAUCAGUACAAGCUGGGCUUUGGUAGCGCUGCUGGAGAGUACUGGCUCGGUCUUGAGACUCUCUUCCACCUGACUCUGAGGAAGAAGUACGAGCUGCUGGUCGACUUGGAGGACUUCAGUGGAAACAAAGUGUUCGCUCGUUACUCCUCGUUCUCCAUUGACCCAGAGUCCUAUGGAUACAGACUGCAUGUAUCUGGAUUCAGUAAUGGGGGGGCAGGAGACGCCUUGAGUAUUCACAACGGACAGAAGUUCUCCACCUUUGACAAAGACCAGGACUCCUCCUCUGGCAACUGUGCCAGAUCAUACCUGGGGGCGUUCUGGUACAACAACUGUCACUAUACAAACCCCAACGGGGUUUAUCGCUGGGGGGCUGACAAGACCAUCUUUGCUGUUGGAGUUGACUGGUCUACUUGGAAGGGUUAUGACUACUCCCUGAAGACCUUCAGCAUGAAGAUCCGUCCUGUGCAGUAGUUCUCCAGGACCAACGUACAGCAGAAUAUCAGCAGCUGAUCUGUCUCCUGAUUUCUUUCUCUUUCUCUCAUUAAGCAUGUAAUCUCACAACGGGCCUUAUUUUCCUGAAACUGGGCACGAGCACAAUCCACCAGCAGCAGAACACCAACUCAGAUUAGUCCUUUUUGUUACCAUCUGUGUGUGUGAGCAGCUGCUGGCUGAAAAGUCUUCAGUCAAACAGCUGUUGGUGUAGAGAAAUGAGUCUCUGCUGGUUCAGAUGUUACCUUCAGUCUGCUGGCUGCAACUAAACACACUCAGCUUUAAAGUCAAACUCACUAGUUUCAACACAACGUUUGGUGGAGGUUUGAAACCCUAAUGUGAAUCAUUAUCUGCUGUACGCUGACAAUAAAUGAGAAGCUGAGCAUGAA